Pomacea canaliculata is the source of this 3097-nucleotide messenger RNA. RefSeq names its product universal stress protein YxiE-like. The transcript has 4 exons. The record is from RefSeq and is a predicted model, not a curated record. Lineage: Eukaryota; Metazoa; Mollusca; Gastropoda; Architaenioglossa; Ampullariidae. The coding region runs from base 259 to 732 and encodes 157 amino acids.
GUGGGGAGAAGAGAAAAGUUUGGAGAGGCUGGCGCAUGCGCGCGGGGCUUAUCUCGCCAGCCUGCAGCCGUGCGCGUGCAUUGACGUGCACCCAGGCUCGUGCGUGUGUGCCGCACACACCCCGCUCCUCAAGCGGACGACUAAACUCCUGAGCGAGGGUUGAAAAAGAGAAGACAGAAGGUCAACAAAGUGACGGCAGGCGACGGCACCGACAACAUCAUCGACCUGCCCGACACCAUUCGGUCGCUGACGUUCAGGAUGUCUACCAGCGCUCAGGGCGCCCCCUUCAAUGUGGUGCUGGCCGUGGACCAGAGCGAGUACAGCGAGUUCACCUUUAAAUGGUAUCUGAACCACGUGCACCGGCCAAACUACAUGCUGUACAUCGUACACGUGCCAGAACAUUGGGGAGAGAUGGGGCGCAUCAUGACUCCAAACAAACUGCAUGAACUCAUGGAACAAGCGAAAAAAAUGACAGAUCGACUUAAAGAAAAUUAUCUGGAAUGGUCUUUCCAACAUGGGGUCCCGGACGCCAAAUUCGCCUCCCCACAGGGUCACGAGACAUGGCACGAGAUCAUCAAAUAUUCCGAGAGCGUUGGAGCGGGGCUGAUAGUGAUUGGAAGCAGAGGUCAAGGCAAGCUCAAACGUACGUUUCUGGGCAGCGUGAGUGACAGCGUCCUGCACCACUCACACGUUCCAGUCCUCGUCUGUCGCAAUAAGGACGCCAGCCCGUGACUGUCCACAGGAUCUGACCCUGGUUCUCUGUUCUUUGCCUAUGAGAAUGAAGUGAUGUUAUGUGAAAACCUGAUUGUGUCGGUUCUGUAAAAACGUUACAGUCUGUGCAUAUAUAUAUAUAGAUGUAGUGAAACUGUCACUUCUGGAUAAUCAACAUUGUUUAUUUGUCAAUGGUAUUGUAAACAUCACACACAAAGGCGCAACUACGUUGAUGGUGUACUUCAUGAAAGUUUGCUUGAGAGCAUUUCACACAUUUUUAUAUUUGUCCGCGACAUCACCACAUCCUGAAGCUGCACAGACCUUCAAGUGGUACAUGGCUAAGUUGUUUUCGUUUUCAGACACCGCGGUUUAUAAGAAAAGUUUCUUGUCGUUAUAUCUUAAUCUGGACAUUACUUAGUCUUAACAAAAAAAAAAGUGUUUGAUUUGUCAGAUUAAUUUCUCACCUUUUUCACGGAAUUAGCCACCUGUAUUUCUUUAAUGAUCAGAUUUCCCUUAUGUAUUUUCUUCUUAUUUUCUACAGUCAAGAAAACGAAACGCUGAGCGUAAACAUAAAUACUACCCAGGACGCUUGUAGACAAAGGGGCGCAACCUCGCACAGUCUGUUACAUUACCGCAGUGAUAGUGAUCUCCCCUGGCACAGCAACCGCUUCAGAAUAAUUAUAUACCCAUAGACUAUAAAUAACAUAGUUAUUCUGUCAUAAUAUAAUAUAUUGUAGCAUAUUAUAACAUUAUAACAUAAUAAACAUACACACGCGAGUAUUUCACGUAUCAAGUUGAAAUACCCCUGUUACCGUGUCAGGAAACCAAUGGAGGUUUCUCGGGGUGGCGCGAGGAAAUGUUCGGGACAUUGAAACGUCAAAUUUAAAAAUAGGACGUUGAGUGAACUGAUGACGUCAUCACUGACGAUAUUUGUGGGAAAUGAUAACGUCACCACAGGAGUGUACUAAAUAUAGGAAACAAAAACCCUGAAACGAGUGAAGCAUAGAGACUUUGUUAAUUGCCGAUUCUACGGUAAAUAAGGUUAAUAACUAUUGUGUGCAACAGGGGCCACAGCCAAAAGAAAACGAUACUAUCAUACAUUCCUGAAACAGUCACGCAAAUCUUUUUCCUUUAUUGCUUUCUCAUUUUUGUCUUCGUUUUGUCCUCCUAAGUGUUCAUCAUGUCGCCAGGUGUCGUUUACGUCACAUACAGGUGUGUUGGUGAAGAAAAAAGAAACAAACAAAACAAAAAAUACGAAAAAACAAACAAAAAUGUUUAUUUUAAACCUUACGUUAAGGCAACGUUUAUUUCAGCACGCAUAUAAACUAUGUACAACAUGCGAGUUUGGUGUUUUGUAUUGUACCUAGUCACCACCUCCCGUCCCACCCCUACUUUAAGUUCCCGUAAUCUCUCAAUUUCAAAACCAAUUGUUGUAAUGUCUCCAGUCACCCGUCACCUGUUCCCCGUGUCCGCCUGUUGACAGGUCACGGGUCAUGUUGAUGUGUUUGGAAACGUUUAGAGCUUCUUGUUGUGCGGCUUAAGUUUUUUUUUUUUCGUGUAAUAUUUGUAACAGUGAUACUGAUAGCAUUUGUAACAUUUGGUUCCGGUGAUUUUUCACAUGUCCAUGAUUUCUUACAACGGCGCAAAUGUUCCCGAACCAAUAAUUAUGAUAAUCAUCAUCAUCACGUAGUCUUCAGUAAGCAGAAUGCAGAAAAUACAGAAGAGAUAACGGCGCACGUAGUGAGGUUUGUACAUAACACUUCGCUGCCAUCUACUCCGGCAGACCGCAAAUAACUACAGGUACAGUGAGUCCACCUCUUGGAUCUUGAUACUGCAAGAUGCAGGGUACAGGGUGACUGAUAAACUGAUGAAAGGACUGAAGAAAUCUGUCGGCACCCUUUUGAAUACAAAUCAAUGUGCCUUUACAGCUUUCUGCCUUGUGUCUUUUUGUUUAUUGACUGUGAAACUACUUGGCCAGCUCUUUGUAAUGAACUGAGCAUCACUUGAAUAUAACUAAAUAUUUACUCUAUGGGUGACUCAGUGAUGAAGAUAAGCUUAUCUGUAUUUACUGUUCUCUAUUUUUUAAGACUUCUUAGACAAGUCUGUAAUUCUUUUUUUUUUUUCCUUCUUCUUUCCUACGUCUGUUAAUUUCUUUAUCCAUUCUUUCUUCUUUUAUUUUUACUUCCUUUCCUUCUGUGUUUCUUACUUUGUAAAGUUACGUUAUCACAUUUUUUUAACAAAGGUAAUAUUGUAAUUUUUUGCCAUUAUUCUCAACGGCCACUUUGAAAACAAUGUCAAGUUUAAAAAAUCGUUGAGAAGAAAAUGAAUUUGUGCUGAUUAUGAACUUUUUUCGCGUAUAUGGGAAUAAAAAACGGAUUUCACGUGA